This is a messenger RNA of Oryza sativa Japonica Group (Japanese rice), 2369 nucleotides long. RefSeq names its product protein LEO1 homolog. Gene Ontology annotation, biological process: positive regulation of transcription elongation by RNA polymerase II; transcription elongation by RNA polymerase II. Gene Ontology annotation, cellular component: Cdc73/Paf1 complex; nucleus. Gene Ontology annotation, molecular function: RNA polymerase II C-terminal domain phosphoserine binding. The record is from RefSeq and is a predicted model, not a curated record. NCBI's taxonomy places the organism in Eukaryota, Viridiplantae, Streptophyta, Magnoliopsida, Poales, Poaceae.
CCGCUACGGGACGCUGCCGUCUGCCACGUAACCCUCCUGCGGGUUCGCACUUAAAUGCCAGUACCCACCUCGCCGUCGCCGUCGCCGUCGCCGCCGGUGCCAGCGUGCAAAACCCCGGCGAGCGCGGCGGCUUCCGCCUCCCCACGAACACACGCAACGCGAGGGAGAGGAGGGGGUCAUGGCGGACGGGUGGGGCACGGGGAAGGGGGACGUGGAGGAGGAGCGGAACCAGAUUAUGCAGAAGAUCUUCGGCGACGAGUCCGGCGAGGAGGUGGUGGUGGAGGAGGAGGAGGAGGAGGACCCGGAGGAGUACCUGGCGCACGACGGCGACGAUGCGACGAGUGGCGGUGAUCGCGGUAGCGGCGGCGGCGGCGGGGAUGGGGGCCAGCUGCAGGACCGCCGCCUCGCGUCCCCUGCGGCGGAGGUGGUCGAGGAGUACGGGUUGGAGGACAACGGCCACGGCGGCGACCAAUGGGAGGAAGGGCAAGGUGAAAGCCAAGGGUCAAGUGGCAUGGCCCAGGAAAUUGAGGGUGACUCUCAUGAUGUGGAACUUGGCAAUCAGAGUACACAAGUUCACAUGAAAGGCGUGAAUACUGCAGAGGGAGGUCAUGUCAAGAGAACAAUAACCAGCGAAACAAGGUCAACAGAGAACGAAGAAGACCAUGAAGUUCUCCAUGAUGCUUUUGAUGAUAACGAUGAGGAUGGGCUUGCUCCAUAUGGUUCUCGAGAUGACAAUAAACAUGCCCAUGAAUCACUUAUGAAUGAUGAAGGCCCCUAUGAGGAAUUACUUCCAGAGGACAUGGUUGAUGAAGAUAAGCAUUAUGAACCGGAUGAAAAUAUUGAACAUGAACUGAAAGAUAAGCCACUUGGUCCUCCGCUGAAUUUGGUGGUUCCACGUAUGCUGCCACCUGGUCAACCUGACAGAAUGAAUGUGAUCAAGGUUUCAAAUAUUAUGGGGGUUAAUCCAAAACCUUUUGAUCCUGAAACAUAUGUGGAGGAGGAUGCUUUGACAGAUGAAUCUGGGAGCAGGAAAAAGAUACGCUUGGAGGAUAAUAUUGUCCGCUGGAAAAUCGUUAAGAACGCUGAUGGCACCGAAUCUCGUGAAAGCAAUGCACGUUUUGUAAAGUGGAAAGAUGGAAGCAUACAACUGCUGAUUGGCAAUGAAGUUCUUGAUAUAUCUGUAAAUGACUCAAAUCAUGAUAAUUCCAACCUGUUUCUGAGGAAUGGAAAGGGGCUUAUGCAAUCACAAGGAAGGCUUCUACAGAAGAUGAGGUUUAUGCCUUCUUCACUGUCCUCACGAUCCCAUCGCUUAUUAACUGCUCUUGUUGAUUCUCAAAACAAGAAAACAAUCAAGAUGCAAACAUGGAUUGAUGAAAAUGAUCCCGAGAAAGUGAAGGAAGAAAGAGAAAAGGCUGAAGGAGAAAAUAUUCGAGCUAGUUCAAGUCUUCAACGAAAAAGAGAACAGGUGAAGCGCAAAUACAGUCAGCCUCUUAGGAAAAGGCGGAAGCUUACCCCAGGUUUUCUGGAAGAUGCAUUAGAGGAGGAUGAGGCACCUGGUGUUGGUUAUAAUCAGCGCCGAGGCCCAGGCCAUGCACAUUUUGAGGAUAGCUUGGAGGCUGAAGCACUUUCUAAGAGACACGUAACUAAUGCAAAGAAGGCAAAUGUAGGGAAAGCUGUUCCUUCUCCCAGUGUACCCAAGCAUCAGGUGAAUGAGUAUUCCAAGAGUGAAAGUGAGGAAUCAGAGUAUGAAACAGAUGUCGAGGAUAUAGAUAAUUCACCAACAAAUGGAAGGGAAGAUGACAUGGAUGAAGAGGAAGAAGACCCAGAAGAAGUCAUAGGUGAUACUUCCAUGUCAGAUGAAAAUAAUGAGGAACAAGAGCAUGUAAAGGAGCGCAAAGGGUUCAACUCUGACGACGAAUCUCCACCAAGGAAACAGCCUCUUAAUCGUAGAAAGACGGUUGUUUUUGACAGUGAUGACGAGUGAGAAACAGGCCAGCUGCUGCUGCUGUUGAGUUCAUAUGUGAUCUAUUGCUUACAAUUACCGUAUCAUAUUUUGGUGGAAAGAAAACUCACAUUACUUGGUUCUAUGUCGAAACAUCGACAUCGUUAGAUCCUGACGUUAGAGCUUAAUGCUGGGAGAUACUAAAAGUGUUUUGUAUAUACAGAAUUACUGAUAGAGGUAGCAGACAGCCAAUCUAAUGGAUGGUGCAUGUGCCCGUGAAAGUUCUACCAUCAAGAUACUUCACUGCCAGAAAUACUUACCGCUUUCUAAAUUCUGAUGAGGUGACAGUGAAUUCUUGUCACCGACUAUCUGAAACAAGCUGGUUGCUAUAGAAUUUGUUAAAUUGAAGCUUCGCUGUUCGCUUUGA